CAAAUAUAUUAUUCAGACAGCCAUUUACUAAAAUAAGGCUAAUGGUCUCCAUUAUUCUCUCUAAUCCAUGGAAUUUUCCUAAAACAUCUCAUCAUUGAAAACAUAUAAAUCCCUCUCAUCGUCCUCUCAUUUUUCUUCAUCUAAAGCUUUUGCAGUAUUCACAAAAUAAAUAAAAUAACACAUACUGCUUUAGCUUUGGAACACCUUUUAAUCCUUUUUUUAAAAAAUGGCACGUCAAUUUGUUGUUUUGGCUCUAUUGGCUUUGGUCGUAGCCACCGCAUUCGCUGCCGAAGCACCCUCAGCUUCUCCCACCGCCUCCCCUACCAAAGCACCCACCACCCAAACCAAGGCUCCUGCCUCCGCACCCAAAUCUUCCUCAGCCUCCGCACCCAAAGCAUCGUCCCCUGUCGCAGAGGAGCCCACCGCUGUAGACGAUUACGCAGCAGGCCCCACUGACUCUGCUGAGGGACCCACCACCUCCUCCCCUCCAGCUCCUACCCCUGAGGCUGAUGGACCAUCAUCCGAUGCACCAGCCGCCGAGGCACCAGAAAGCAGCGCCACUAAUGUGAAGCUCUCCAUCGCCGGCACUGUCGCCGCCGUCGGAGUCUUCUUCUUCUCUUUCUAAGUUUAAAAACUUGUUUUGGGACGUAUCAUAUGACUUUGGUGUAACAUUUGAGAUGUGACCAAAUCUUUACUAUAUGC
Eruca vesicaria subsp. sativa (arugula) is the source of this 702-nucleotide messenger RNA. The record is from the annotation of a GenBank genome assembly. NCBI's taxonomy places the organism in Eukaryota, Viridiplantae, Streptophyta, Magnoliopsida, Brassicales, Brassicaceae.